ACCGUGCAUCCAGGGGCUUUCUCCGCCCGCGGGGUCCCGCAGGGUUCGUGCUGGAUGUCUCCCGGGCGACCGGCUCCGCACCAAGAUGGCGGAGGAAAGGGACGCGGAAGGGACAGAGGCACUAAUUGCAGAACUUCAUAAGAAGAUCAAAGACGCAUUUGAAGUGUUCGACCAUGAAUCGAAUAAUACAGUAGAUGUGAGAGAGAUUGGGACAAUUAUCAGGUCAUUAGGAUGCUGCCCGACUGAAGGAGAGCUGCAUGAUUUCAUUGCAGAGAUAGAGGAAGAAGAACCCACUGGCUACAUUCGAUUUGAAAAAUUUAUUCCAGUGAUGACCAGAGCCCUUGUAGAAAGAAGAUACAGACCAGCUGCUGAAGAUAUCCUUUUGCGAGCUUUCGAGGUUUUGGAUCCAGCUAAACGCGGGUUUCUCACUAAGGAUGAACUUGUCAAGUACAUGACUGAGGAAGGUGAGCCUUUUUCCCAAGAGGAAAUGGAAGAAAUGUUGUCUGCUGCAAUUGAUCCCGAAUCAAACACCAUUAAUUAUAGGGACUACAUAACAAUGAUGGUGGUAGAUGAAAAUUAAAUGCUGCAAAGACUUCUUUUUUCUCCUUUUAAGACAACUGUAAACAUUCAAUUUCUAGUUGAAAUGAUAAUUUGAAAAUUUGUCCUAAUUAAUUUCACAUUUUAUUGUAUAAUUUCUACAUUUAGUGCCUUAUGACAUAAUUGUUUCAAGGUAUUUUGUUUACUAGAGAUGAUCAGUUUAAAACAUAAAUUUAUUUAGUAUGACCAGAUUUAUGGAAGGACAAGUUAAUUAUUUCAAAGGAAUUGUACAGUAUUUUAAUGUUAAAUGUAUCGUUGCUUAUUUUCCACAACUAGGCCAAUGAUACAUUGAAACUAAUUAGAAAGUGAGAUUGAUCCUAACCCCCUAACAUUUGCCAUAGAAAGCUCUUGCAGGGCAGGAUGGCCACAGACUAGAUGUGAGUGGCAGCUUGGUGAUGGCUGCCUUUCAGAGCAGCAGUAAACACUUCAGCAAGCAGAAUAUGGAGGGAGAGCGACCAGAAUAACUAUUAAUAAUUGAUUUCUUAUGAAUGCCAAUUACAAAUCUCAUUUGAGAGUCUAAUAACUUUGAGUAAAAUUGAAAAUUGCUCAUCCAGCAUUUUGCCAUUUAUGGAAUAGCUAAAGGAGGUGAGAUAAUUGGAUCCAGAGAAAGGAAGACUGAAUGAAAGCUGAUAAUGGCAACUUCUUUUUUUGCUCUUUAGAAUUCUCACCUAUUCAGAAUAUCUGUCAUGGGAAUAUUGUCCUGGAUACUGCGUGUAUUCAUCUGUUGUUACCAGAAUGUAGUAUCUGAUAAGGGCUGACUCCAGAAGAAAGAGAUUCAUUUAGCUCACAGUUAUAGAUGGUCAAGGUCCAGGCAGCAUUGUACAGGCUGAGCUAGGGCCACCCGUGUAUGCAUCUCACCAAGGUACAGCUAGCCAGACAGAAGCACAAGCAAGCAAGAGCAGAGAGGCUGGGAGGAGGGGUCAGGCCUGUUCCUUUUACAAUAGUCCUCUCAUAAGAAUUACUUUCCAGGCUGGGGAGAUGGCUCAAUGGGUAAAGCAUUUGCUGAGUAUCAUUAGAUAAUGUGGUGGAAGCUGGAGAUGAAAGAUGGAUAAACCUCUAAUUAAUCAAGGUCACAGUUUAGUGAGGGAGUCUUGCAAGUAAGUCAAUGAGCAACCACACAUUCAGGGGACUGAAGGUUGCACAAAAGAAGCAAAAGAAGCCUGGUGGGAUGAGGGUGCUUUCUGGUGGGCAGACUCAAAGAGGUAACACAUGACUUACAAACUCAGUAGUUCUUAAGUUUUGACAAAUAGUCAUUCUUUGAGCAGUUUACUUCAGAGCAUGUCAGCAGCAGGACAGCAGAUCAAACCCCCAGAGGUGUCCUGAAACGCAAGAAUCUGGGAUUGAAAGUAUGGUUGAUAGAUAUUUGGAACCUGAUGAGAGAUGAGAGGUUGAAAUAAGAACCAUAUCCUAAGAGAUAAUGAGCUAAUUGGGGUUAAGGUUUCAGUGUUUGAACGUGAACUUUCUCUGAGAAUCAGAGAGAAAGGAGCUGGAGUUGUAAAUAGCCUGAGAAAUACUUUGAAGGGUCAAGGCCAGAGGGAAGGAGACCAGCUGGUAGGCUGCUUCGUUGGCAGUGAGAGAUGGGCUAGGGAAAGUCAAGCACAAAUCCUAAGUGUCUGGCUUGAACACUUGGUAAAUAAUAAUAUCAGCCAUUCAGAUAAGAUGCCCAAGGCUUAGGCUAAUAGGCUUGACUGUGGUCAUCUCCAGCUUGAAGAGCUGGUAGAAGAUAAAAAGAUCAAGUGGAUAAAUAAGGGGACAUCUGCUAGAGACACAGGCUUUGAAGUUGUUAGCACACGGUGUUCUGGAAAGAAAAUAAAAGAUGACCAGGACAGAACUGGGAGUACAGAAGAGGACCCCUCAGAGCAUGGGGAGAAGCCCUGAAAGGAGGAAAAGCUGAAGAAAGAGAAUCCAUGGCAGUAGAGUCUCUUAAGGAAGAAGGAACCAAGUCAGAAGUGGUAGAGUUGUGAGGUCGCUGAUGAUGAGGAAAUCCCUCAGUUUCAGCACCAACACAUCCACUGAGAACCUCUCUCAGGGCAGAUUUGUGAAGUGGCAGGCAGGAGAGUUAGUGACUUCAGGAAUAAACAGAUGUGAGGAAGAGCCUGGAGGACACGUGUCGAGUGGUGAAGAGAGAGAAGGUAGAGGGGAGGGGUUUGGAAGAUGUAAACGGUGCAAGAAUGCUGCAAGCUUGUAUUUCAAGAGUUGAGACAUGGCAGAGGAGCAGAGGACACUCAGAGGGGCAGAGAUCCAGGGCUACAAAGGUCUUGACCUUGGUCAUGGACAUGAACUAAUGUAUAUAGUCCCUGCCUAGUGGCUUCUAGCUCUUAUAACGUGUGACCUCUCUGCUUCUGCCUCCCUAGUGCUAGGAUUCUAGGCCUGAACCUCUGCACCCAGUUAUACUGUCUCUAUGAAUGAGAAGGAAGAUAGUAGGUUAUAGAGCUAGAGGAGAUGAUAGAAAUCUGAAGGGCUUUGGGGCUUUGUGAGAAAUGAGAGAGUUGGGGAAUAAUCUACAAAAGAAUUUUCAAGGAUUUUGUCCAGUAACACUGGCCCAGAAGCAAAAUAUGUAGAGUGUUGUAGUGAGUCAAGAUGGUGAAAUGAACAGACAAAAAAAAAAAAAAAAAAAAAAAAGAUCAAGAUUGAUGAGUCAGCAGAAAUGAGUGACCUUGAUGGUCUGUAGGCAAAGGUGGGAGGGAAAUCCAGCUAGGAGUAGACUUGCAUGGAAGAUUGUAAGACUCCAAAGGGCAAACAGUGUGUGGUGAGAAGGCCUGUCAUUCCUGAGAACAAUAUGCUCUGCUUGCAGUUUGACUUCUCUGUACUAUUACUGAGCAUUUCUCUGUGUUAUUAUUAAUUAGUAAUAGUAUACAGUGUAUAUACAUCUCUCACUAUCUGUCAGGCACUGUUAAGUGUUUUACUUAACCUACUCAUUUAAAAUUCCUGAUGACCCAGUGAAGUAGUUACCAUUACUAUGAGGGAGUGGCAAAGAAGUUUUGUAACUAUAAGGGACUGCAUUAAUCAGCCUUUGUAGGCUUUGUGAUGCUGAAUCUUCACCACAACAAAACUAAUUUUUCAUGUCA
Molecule: messenger RNA, 3665 nt
Organism: Mus musculus (house mouse)
Lineage: Eukaryota; Metazoa; Chordata; Mammalia; Rodentia; Muridae
Gene: Drc8
Product: EF-hand calcium binding domain 2
Exons: 7
Coding region: 86-580 (164 amino acids)
Cellular component (GO): organelle
Molecular function (GO): calcium ion binding
Source: RefSeq, marked validated